This is a messenger RNA of Venustampulla echinocandica, 1107 nucleotides long. RefSeq names its product NAD(P)-binding Rossmann-fold containing protein. NCBI's taxonomy places the organism in Eukaryota, Fungi, Ascomycota, Leotiomycetes, Helotiales, Pleuroascaceae. Gene Ontology annotation, molecular function: oxidoreductase activity. The transcript has 4 exons. The record is from RefSeq and is a predicted model, not a curated record. The coding region runs from base 1 to 1107 and encodes 368 amino acids.
AUGACCAAAGAUCGCAAUAACAUCGUUGGAAUUACCAAACAGUCCCCUCCAGUCGAUAUAACCGAACCAUACGAUGCGGCUUGGGUGGCAGGAAAGACAAUUCUAGUGACGGGGGGAGCAUCUGGCUUCGGAGAAGGCUUCUUCCGGAAGUGGGCAGAAAAUGGUGCAAAUGUGAUCAUUGGAGAUAUCAACGAUGUGCGGGGAAGGGCGCUAGUGGAGAAUGUCCGAAAGGCCACGGGAAACCAGAAUCACCACUACAUCCAUUGCGAUGUAACCAAUUGGCAGUCGCAGGUGGAUUUCUUCCGUGAAGCUGUCAGACUCAGCCCUCACGGCGGCAUUGACGCGGUGGUAGCGAAUGCGGGAAUAACUGACGGCUCUCCAAUGUUUGAUGAUCCACCCGGAAAUCUCGAUACUCUCGAAGAACCUCCCGCGCCCAAUCUUAAGUGCCUCGAGGUCAAUUUGAUCGGCGUCAUGUACACAGCACAUCUUGCCAUCUUCUACCUCCCCAAGAACCCAAAGUCACAACCGGCUGACCAUACAUUGAGUCCUGGACCCAAUGUACGGGAUAGACAUUUGCUGUUGGUCGGGUCUAUCGCAUCCUUGGCUGCGAUUCCGGGCCAGAUACAAUAUUGUGCGUCCAAGCAUGCUGUUUUGGGACUCUACAGGUCCCUCCGUUGUACCGCCUCUCUCAAGGGCAUUCGAGUGAACAUGAUUCUCCCGUAUUUCAUUGAUACGCCCAUAAUUCCUGUUGGAGGUCGUAUCUUGCUAGCUGGAGGGGCAACGGGUAAGCCCGAAGAUGUGGUGGAUGCCGCAACGAGGCUUAUGGCAGAUUCAAGAAUCGUUGGAAGGGGUCUAGCCAUAGGCCCCCGAAUCAAGGUUGGUGACGACUGGCAGUUGCUUCCAGAUACCGCCCAAGGCGGUACGGAAGCUGCCGUAUGGGAGGCGUAUGCGGAGGACUUCGAAGAAGCUGACAUCUUCACGAGCCGGUUCGUUAGUUCCGAGUUAGUAGCCACCUGUCGAGUCGAUUUCUUCGAGCUCCCUAUCCCACGUUCCACUAUCGCGGUGGCACCUUUGAACUAUACCGCAGCAGGACUCGAGAGUUUCUGA